CUGACCCGGGACCUUAAAGCUCGGACUCGAGGAAAAGGAAAAGGGGGGUCAACUGGGUGGGGAGGGGGGAAGGAAGUAGAAAGGAAGAAAACACGAACGUAAAAGGAGGAAACAAGAAAACUUUCCACCCUGGAUUCUCUACUUUUGAUCCAUGGACAGAGCCCAACUCAGCCAACUUACAGACAGACUAUAAGCAGUCCUUGUUCAUUUUACUGUGAUCUGCCUGUGGGAACUUUGUCUCCAAGUCAAAGUAGCAUGGAGCGGAGAAGUGAGAGUCCCUGUCUAAGGGAUAGUCCAGACAGAGGGAGCGGCAGCCCUGAUGUCAAAGGUCCUCCCCCAGUGAAGGUGGCCAGGCUUGAGCAGAAUGGCAGUCCUAUGGGAACCCGAGGGAGGCCCAAUGGCUCUGUGACCAAAUCAGUGGGAGGUUUGAUGAUUCCUGUCUUUUGUGUGGUGGAGCAGUUGGACACCUCCCUCGAAUACGAUAAUCGAGAGGAGCAUGCAGAGUUCGUUCUGGUUCGCAAAGAUGUCCUCUUUAGCCAGCUGGUGGAGACGGCGCUCCUGGCUCUGGGGUAUUCCCACAGUUCUGCAGCUCAGGCACAAGGAAUAAUCAAACUUGGGAGGUGGAACCCUCUGCCCCUCAGUUAUGUGACCGAUGCACCAGAUGCGACAGUAGCCGACAUGCUACAAGAUGUCUAUCAUGUUGUGACAUUGAAAAUCCAAUUACAAAGUUGUUCAAAGUUGGAAGACUUGCCAGCAGAGCAGUGGAACCAUGCCACAGUCCGCAAUGCCUUAAAGGAACUGCUUAAAGAGAUGAAUCAGAGCACAUUAGCCAAAGAAUGCCCUCUCUCCCAGAGUAUGAUUUCAUCCAUUGUAAAUAGCACAUAUUAUGCCAAUGUAUCAGCAACCAAGUGCCAGGAGUUUGGGAGAUGGUAUAAAAAGUACAAGAAGAUUAAAGUGGAAAGAGUGGAAAGAGAAAACCUAUCAGACUAUUGUGUUCUGGGUCAGCGUCCCAUGCACUUACCAAAUAUCAACCAACUGGCAACCUUGGGAAAAACUAAUGAACAAUCUCCUCACGGCCAAAUUCACCACAGUACUCCAAUCCGAAAUCAAGUGCCAACAUUGCAGCCAAUCAUGAGCCCUGGUCUCCUGUCUCCUCAGCUCAGUCCACAACUGGUAAGGCAGCAGAUAGCAAUGGCCCACCUGAUAAACCAACAGAUUGCUGUAAGCCGGCUAUUGGCUCACCAACACCCACAAGCUAUCAACCAACAGUUCUUGAAUCAUCCACCCAUCCCUAGAGCUGUCAAACCAGAGCCAACGAAUUCAUCAGUGGAAGUCUCUCCAGAUAUUUACCAGCAAGUCAGGGAUGAACUGAAGAGAGCCAGUGUGUCCCAAGCUGUCUUUGCAAGAGUGGCAUUCAACCGCACCCAGGGAUUGCUGUCCGAGAUCCUGCGUAAAGAAGAAGACCCUAGGACAGCUUCCCAAUCCCUCCUGGUAAACUUGAGGGCAAUGCAGAAUUUCCUCAACCUGCCUGACACAGAGCGGGAUCGUAUAUAUCAGGACGAGAGAGAGAGAAGUAUGAACCCCAAUGUGAGCAUGGUGUCUUCGGCAGCCAGCAGUCCGAGUUCUUCCAGAACCCCCCAGGCCAAAACCUCAACACCGACAACAGACCUCCCCAUUAAGGUGGACGGCGCCAACGUCAACAUCACAGCUGCCAUUUAUGACGAGAUCCAACAGGAGAUGAAAAGGGCCAAGGUGUCUCAGGCCCUGUUUGCCAAAGUGGCUGCCAAUAAAAGUCAGGGAUGGCUGUGUGAGCUGCUCCGCUGGAAAGAGAACCCAAGCCCAGAAAACCGCACCCUCUGGGAAAACCUCUGCACCAUCCGCCGCUUCCUGAACCUUCCCCAGCAUGAGAGGGAUGUGAUCUACGAGGAAGAGUCCAGGCAUCACCACAGCGAGCGCAUGCAGCACGUUGUCCAGCUCACUCCUGAGCCUGUGCAGGUCCUGCAUAGACAGCAGUCCCAGCCUGCAAAGGAAAACACACCUCCAAGAGAAGAGGCCCCACCUCCACCUGCUGAGGACAGUUGUGCCAAAAAGCCAAGAUCCCGUACCAAGAUCUCCUUGGAAGCUUUAGGCAUCCUUCAAAGUUUUAUCCAUGAUGUAGGCCUGUAUCCUGACCAGGAAGCCAUUCACACUCUGUCCGCUCAGCUGGAUCUGCCCAAACACACGAUCAUCAAAUUCUUCCAGAACCAGCGUUACCACGUAAAGCACCACGGGAAGCUAAAAGAGCAUUUGGGAACAGUGGUUGAUGUGGCAGAGUACAAAGAUGAGGAGCUGCUGACUGAAUCGGAGGAGAAUGACAGUGAAGAAGGCUCUGAGGAAAUGUACAAAGUGGAACCGGAAGAGGAGAAUCCUGACAAAAGCAAGGCAACUCCUUCAGAAAUUGACCAGAGAUAAUGUGAGCCCAUGAUACAGAAAGCAAUACAUUGAUUCAAGGAUUUUCUGUUUAUUUUUAUUAAUUUGUUUUUUUCCCCUCUUUUUGCAUUUGUUGUUGUUGUUUCUGUUGCACACGAUCGGUGUGAAAACUGAAUGAAUUCAGCAUCGUCCAAUUAAAACAUCGCCUUGACACAGACACUUGAGUGUUACACUUUUACGUUUGACUGAGAUAAUAGUUGUAAUCACAUAGGAUUAUGCCUGUUUUAAUCUUGCACUUAUGAAAGGGACAUCUAGCAAGUUAACAGGAAGAAAAAGACCUAUGAAAUCAAUGAAGGAAAAUUUACAGCUGUG
Terrapene triunguis (Three-toed box turtle) is the source of this 2781-nucleotide messenger RNA. RefSeq names its product SATB homeobox 2 (gene SATB2). The record is from RefSeq and is a predicted model, not a curated record. Gene Ontology annotation, biological process: regulation of transcription by RNA polymerase II; chromatin remodeling. NCBI's taxonomy places the organism in Eukaryota, Metazoa, Chordata, Testudines, Emydidae. The transcript has 11 exons. Gene Ontology annotation, molecular function: DNA-binding transcription factor activity, RNA polymerase II-specific; RNA polymerase II cis-regulatory region sequence-specific DNA binding. Bases 256 to 2451 code for a protein of 731 amino acids.